CCUACAAUCAGAUUCUCCACAAUGGAUCUCAGUGCUGCAAGUCACCGCAUACCUCUAAGUGAUGGAAACAGCAUUCCCAUCAUCGGACUUGGUACCUACUCAGAACCUAAAUCGACCCCUAAGGGAGCCUGUGCAACAUCAGUGAAGGUUGCUAUUGACACAGGGUACCGACAUAUUGAUGGGGCCUACAUCUACCAAAACGAACACGAAGUUGGGGAGGCCAUCAGGGAGAAGAUAGCAGAAGGAAAGGUGCGGAGGGAAGAUAUCUUCUACUGUGGAAAGCUGUGGGCUACAAAUCAUGUCCCAGAUAUGGUCCGCCCAACCCUGGAGAGGACACUCAGGGUCCUCCAGCUAGAUUACGUGGAUCUUUACAUCAUUGAAGUACCCAUGGCCUUUAAGCCAGGAGAUGAAAUAUACCCUAGAGAUGAGAAUGGCAAAUGGUUAUAUCACAAGUCAAAUCUGUGUGCCACUUGGGAGGCGAUGGAAGCUUGCAAAGAUGCUGGCUUGGUGAAAUCCCUGGGAGUGUCCAAUUUUAACCGCAGGCAGCUGGAGCUCAUCCUGAACAAGCCAGGACUCAAACACAAGCCGGUCAGCAACCAGGUUGAAUGCCAUCCGUAUUUCACCCAGCCAAAACUCUUGAAAUUUUGCCAACAACAUGACAUUGUCAUUAUUGCAUAUAGCCCUUUGGGGACCAGUAGGAAUCCAACCUGGGUGAAUAUUUCUUCUCCACCUUUGUUAAAGGAUGCACUUCUAAACUCAUUGGGGAAAAGGUACAAUAAGACAGCAGCUCAAAUUGUUUUGCGUUUCAACAUCCAGCGAGGGGUGGUUGUCAUUCCUAAAAGCUUUAAUCUUGAAAGGAUCAAAGAAAAUUUUCAGAUCUUUGACUUUUCUCUCACUGAAGAAGAAAUGAAGGACAUUGAAGCCUUGAAUAAAAAUGUCCGCUUUGUACAAUUGCUCAUGUGGCGCGAUCAUCCUGAAUACCCAUUUCAUGAUGAAUACUGACUGCAGGGAGUUCCUGAACAGAUUUUUCACUCCCAUGAGUGCCAAGACGGUGCGAUGGGUAGUCCCCCGGAUGUGAAAAUGAAGAGGGUUUUACCAUCCUGAGAAGAAAUAAUGAUGGAAAUGUGUUUAAUGUUUGUGUAGUGUAAGUGACUUUGACUCAGUCACAUUGAAGUAAAACUAUUAAAAUCUGUUGAAAUAACUCUUAGGAAAUUAUCAACUAAUUUUUUCAUAUCAGUAUCUUCUAGGUUCCAAGCAGAAAAAAAUUAAGACUUUGGAAAAGACAUCAAAGGCAACAUAUGACAACAAGUAAUUCAUGAAUCUGGGUAGUAGCAUUGGUAAUCUGAGUUCUUUAAGUGUCAACAGGACAACAAAGUGCAUAUGGCAGUGUGCUGGCAGUGGCCUUGAGGCUUUGGACCAUUGGUUAUAAAACAGACAUAGCCAAGAUAAGAUCCACACAUGCAUUAUUAACAA
This is a messenger RNA of Nomascus leucogenys (northern white-cheeked gibbon), 1473 nucleotides long. RefSeq names its product aldo-keto reductase family 1 member D1 (gene AKR1D1). Gene Ontology annotation, cellular component: cytosol. Lineage: Eukaryota; Metazoa; Chordata; Mammalia; Primates; Hylobatidae. Gene Ontology annotation, molecular function: Delta4-3-oxosteroid 5beta-reductase activity; steroid dehydrogenase activity; ketosteroid monooxygenase activity. The record is from RefSeq and is a predicted model, not a curated record. Gene Ontology annotation, biological process: bile acid biosynthetic process.